UAAUGCAUCGCCAACGAGCAAUUCCCCAGCAAAGAUGGCAGGCGAAGGCGUCGCGUGGUGGAGGGAAAAUCGACCUGCUCGGUUGACCAAUGACGUAUCCACCUGCGACGCCUCUCUAGCGCGCAACGGCCAUGGCUCCGCACGUCGCCAUCGUCCACCGUCGACUGCUGCAUCGCGUGCGCCCAAAGUUGCAACAUCUGGCACAUCGGGACGGCGGCCCAAGUUGACGUUUGAACUGCUCUGGCAACAAAGAAGACCACCGUAGAUGGCAGGCGUGACCGUGGCUCCCAAGGUUGUUGACACCGAGCUCUAGAACGGACACGUCGUCACUUCUCUACUCCCAUCUAUCUGCACACUUCGCCUCUCCCCAUAGUCUGCCGCUACCCACACAGCGACCAUGGCGGAAGAAGCGCAGACCAUCAACCUCAAGAUCCUCUCCCCCUCGACUGAGGUGGAGGGCGGCGUGAAUCUCGCAGACGUACCCGCUUCAACCACCGUCAAGGAGCUUCGCAGCCGCAUACAGGAUGCGGCGCCCUCCAAGCCUGCACCUGAACGCAUGCGCCUGAUCUACCGGGGGAGGGUCGUGGCCAACGAUGCCGACACACUAAGCAAUGUGUUCGGUGUUGACAACAUUCGUGAGAGCAAAGACCAGAGCCUCCAUCUGGUACUACGAGAGCUCCCUACUGCUGGGAACUCUUCAGCAUCACCUGCUCCUCCAUCUUCAACCGUUCCGCCCAAUCUUGUUCGUCCCCAAGCUCCAGCUCUGCCUGCAAAUCCGCUUCAGACGAACCCGUUCAGGACGCUGCCGCAGGCUCGACCAAAUUCAAUACCACCAUUACCACAACCCCACCAGCACCAUCUCCCGGGAGCCCAAGCACACGUGAUCCCCAUUCCUCUGCCUCAACAGGUACAGCACCAACUUGCUCACGCCAUGGCACAGCAAGGACAACAGGAUAGCGAGCGAGUUCCAAACGCGACAUCUGAGCAGCCUGGACAAGAGACACAGAGACCUGCUGAUGCCGCUCAAUCGCCGCUUCCCGGUGCAACGCCUCUGCCAGCAAUGGGGCUACCCAAUCUUCCCGGCCAUGGCGACCAACCACUGCGGCGCGAAGGUGUUGGACCCAAUGGGGCGCGGUGGACAGUCACAUACAACCACGUCAACUUACCUGCGCGAGUUCAGCAGCCUGUUCCUGCAUUUGCUCUUCCACAUCCACUGGGUUUCGCUCGUCCACCAAUUCCACCAGGCGUUCUUCCCUCAAUGGGCCAUGACAGUGCACAGCGCUUAUUGCCACGGAUUCAGACCAUCUUCCAGGAAACACAACGGGAGAUGGAAAAUGUUCGUACGCUACUACAGCCCACGCGCGAGCCAAGCACACAAACCGAUCGACCUUCGAUAUCAAACCACCUCCCCUUACAGCUCCCUAUUUGGCGAAUUGACUACAUACGCCAACACCUGAACACGAUCAACCAGAACCUGAACGUUGUCGAGCGGGCCCUUUCCCUCCUGCCUACCGAACCGGAAGUGGUAGCGCUACGACGUUCGGUUACCGAAAUUAGGGUAGAUGCGUUAGAAUUGAACAUCAUACUUGAUCGGCAACAGGGCGGUCCUAUUUCCAGUCAACCAAGCACCCUAGCUACAUCCACAGAUCCGGCAACCGCUGGUGUAUUCACCGGCACAAUACCAGGUGCUCCGGUCAUGACGCCAGCCGUGCCAACUACAUCACAAUCACGAGCACAGAAUGCUACGCAGACUUCGUCUGCAGAUGCACCAGCCGAGUUGUUCCUCUUAUCCAGCCCACAAGGACCUGUUGGUCUUCUCUUUGACCAGCAAGGCACUUACACUACGGCUCCUAUGGUAUCCACAAUGCCAUUCCAGAGCUUCACGACCCAGUUUGCCCAGAAUAGACAGCUUAUUGCUGGGCUAGGGCAGCACAUGGCACAAGGAUCGACCCAGCUGCACAAUCAACUGGCAAACCUCCAACCGACACCAACACAACAACCAGAGGCUGGUGGUCAGGCUUACAAUCAGGACCAGGCGCACAAUCAAAUGCAGAACCAAAACCAGGAUCCGAUUGCAAAUGCAAACGCGAAUGCGAACCAACCAGAAGAAAAUGAUCGUAUGAUCAACGUUUUUGGGCACUUGUGGCUUAUUUUCAAACUGGCUGCAUUUGUCUACUUCUUUGCAGGAGGUGGUGGUCUCUACAGGCCCAUCAUGCUCGGCAUUGUUGCUGGUGUGGUUUAUCUGGCACAAGUAGGUGUGUUCCAAGAGCAGUUCAAUCUUGUACGUCGUCACUUCGAGGCCCUGCUUCCCGUAGGGGCCCUGGCCGACCGUGUGGCUCAGCCCAACAACCAACGCCAAACCCAGCAGCGAGGCAACCUAUCGCCUGAGGAAGCGGCUAGGAGAUUAUUGCAGCAGAGGAGAGACCAAAGAUUUGGGUGGAUCAGAGACAGCAUGCGCACCGUCGAACGCGCUUUUGCUCUAUUCGUUGCCAGUCUGUUUCCUGGUGUUGGAGAGCGAAUGGUACACGCGCAGGAGGAAAGGGAAAGACUUGAACGGGUGGCAGCUCAAGAAGAAAGGGAACGUCAGGAGGAAGAUGCGAGGAGAAGGGAAGAAGAGGCUCAAGCACAGCGCGAGCAGAGCGAUGAAAACAAGGCUGGAAACGAUCUCGCGACGCAUGAGAGAUUGGAUCCAAGUGCGAGCGCCAAAGGCAAAGAGAGGGCGGUAACAGUGGAAGACGAACUCUCAGGCUCUGCUUCUUGAUAUUGGCGUGCAGUUUCAUUGUACUCAUGUAGCAGUUUCCAAACAGAUACCCAUGCUUAGACGUCAAUACAUACAUCAUACCCUCGGUCCACGAGGAGUAUGUCUCAUCCGGCGCUACAUUGCCUUUGAUAUACGAUACGUCUCUGACCGCCGACCAGUGGCGAAAGCGCACGCGAUGUUCACGGCGAGUCCAGCCUGGUUGCAUCUUGUCGCAAUGCG
Alternaria alternata is the source of this 2980-nucleotide messenger RNA. RefSeq lists its product as hypothetical. Gene Ontology annotation, biological process: endoplasmic reticulum unfolded protein response. The record is from RefSeq and is a predicted model, not a curated record. Gene Ontology annotation, molecular function: protein binding. NCBI's taxonomy places the organism in Eukaryota, Fungi, Ascomycota, Dothideomycetes, Pleosporales, Pleosporaceae. The transcript is spliced from 2 exons. Bases 398 to 2761 code for a protein of 787 amino acids.